AUGAAGCAAGCUGUCAGUAAUGUACGCAGAUUGUCUUCUGUACGGCAAACAAAGUCGUGUGGAGACUUGCCCAAUUUGUUGAAUGUGGAGGAUGACGAUUCUUAUGGUGAAUAUGAGGACGAAGAGAACGGGACGACCAACAACUAUUCGAGCAGUUAUUCAAACGAUGCAGACGUGUCUUCAUCUUGUGACGAAGAGGAGGAGGAUAAUUUCUAUUCUACUCGUAGCUGGGAUAGUUAUGAUCAAUCUUCUUGCUCCGAAUCUGUUUCAUACUCGUCUUAUUCGGAGGAAAGCAAUGUCAGCUUCUCUACAUCUUCUGCCACAACAGCUUUCUCGCUUGUUGGCAAAACUGUUCGUGUUGUUUCAUUCAAACAGUCGAAUAUGCGACUUAAUCCUGAGAAUAUUCGAGAGUCUAAUGUAACCGAGGUGCCAAGAUCUUCACAACACAAAGACGAGUCGUCUUCACAAGAUGAGUAUUUUAGGGCAACAAAUGAACUGUCGUCCAAUUCGUCGGAAAUGUAUUACUCUGAUGCAGUCUCUGAAGAAAAGGUGGUAGAUUCUAUUAAAUAA
Messenger RNA from Meloidogyne enterolobii, 570 nucleotides. NCBI's taxonomy places the organism in Eukaryota, Metazoa, Nematoda, Chromadorea, Rhabditida, Meloidogynidae. The record is from the annotation of a GenBank genome assembly.